ACCCUACCUGGCAACGAUUAUGGAUUGGGAGCCGCCGCCGGACCCUGAGAAACCUAGUUGUCCGUACGUGGUUGGAUUCAAAAUGGCCGUCACACCCCAUACACCUCCCCCUCCAUUCGGGGGCGCCAACUACAGGCAUCCCGGAGCACGGCCCGCAGACAGCUACGACAAGAUCACAGCCCCUGGCUACACGCAAACCCGCUAUUGCGUCAAGGAUUUGAAGCCGGAUGAGGCCCCAUCGUCUGCUGCUUCCACCAACCCUGAUCCGUGGCUGGUCAUUGAGUCUGUCAUCCGGGGCGGCGACAAGGCCGGCGCCCAGGUUGUGGCAUGCCACUGGGACAACGACCCGAGCAAGACAACGUACCUGGCCAAGAUCUACGACCCGUUGUACUAUGAUUUCGAGGGCGCCGAACACCGCGGCAUAGCCACGGACGUGGUGUGGGACGCCGAACGCGACUACAGCGUCGAGGCCGCGGCCUACGAGGAGCUGAAAGCCUACGAGACGAGGUGGGCCAUCUCAGCAACGACGAUGCUCCAGGACGAGUCGAACAACAUCAAAGGGUGCUACCCGGCCUACUUUGGCUCCUUUGCGUUCAAGCCCCGCGUCGUAGUCGGUGGUCUCGCCUACACACGCACCGUGCCGCUAAUCCUCACUGAGUACCUGCCCGGGCCGUCCAUGGAGCAGAUGAUGGCCGUCAAGCACGUCAAAACGCCUGGUAAACGAGGUUUCGACACGGUCAUAGAAGUCCCCGGUACAGACGACGCGCGCAUCCACGCCUUCACACGCGCUGCCGAGUCGUACCUAAAGUUGGUGAGGGCGGGCGUCGGGCAGGGCGAUUUUGCACCACGCAAUAUUUUCUUGCUUGGGGAUUUACACAGCCCGACUCUCCGCGCCGUCAUCAGCGACUUCAACGUGGCCCGCGUGUUUUCGCGGAUGAGCCCGCCCCGGACACCGCCGAAGAUGGCUGAUCCUGACAGCUUUUGUGCCGCCCCGGGUUGGGAGGCUAGGUUCGAACAUUGGCUUCCGGGUUGGUUUUUUACCGACGAGGAGAGAAGGAACAGUCGGUUGAGAAUUGAGUUCCCGAACGAGGAGGUUUAGGGGGGAUACCCAAUAAGAGACAACGGGAGUUCUUGCGAGGACCGGUUACUCCCUUGUCAUGAUCCCCCCUAAUUUCUCCCCCGUAGGUAGUCGGGAGAGGUAGGAUAUAGUUCCUCUCUAUGCUCCUAAUCCAUGAGGUCCUUACAGGCCCUGGUACGAUGUAUAUAACAUAAUGGUACUGGCAUCACAGCACCACUUGAUGUUCUGUGUACUCCGUCCCAAACAUCCCGUCGCCGGGGGGCGCCCAGGGGAUAGUUAAGAUAUAUUAAGUUCGCGCAACCUCAUGCCAUCUUAUUUAUUUAUUUUCCGCCUGUUGUUUUGGCUCCUUAUUUUUCUUGUUUAUUUGUUCCCCUAUUAUUCAUCUGUUUCGU
Molecule: messenger RNA, 1470 nt
Organism: Chaetomium fimeti
Lineage: Eukaryota; Fungi; Ascomycota; Sordariomycetes; Sordariales; Chaetomiaceae
Exons: 1
Coding region: 20-1099 (359 amino acids)
Source: RefSeq, a predicted model, not a curated record